AACAUAAUAUUAUAAAUUUUACUAUGCAUCUAAAUCAAACAUAAACAAUUAUUGUCGCCUCCAUUCGCCAUUCGAGUUGUUACAUCAAAUUAAAUGACGGUUCAUUAUGAAAGUCUUCUCAAGUGCAAAAGAUCAAUUUCUACCAAUCGCAAUGUAGAUGUAAUGUAUGUCAAUUUGAUCAGAGUAUUUUUUUGCGAAUAAAAGACCAAAGAAAAAUCUGACUAUGUCGAUUCUCAAUAAGAACUUCGGGAGACUCUUCGGUAGUUUGACACAAGAAACAACGCCGAGGACACAGACUGUCAAAAACAAGAGAUGCAACGUUAUGAACAAGAAACCACAUGAGAAUAUUUGGAUGAGCGGGAAAUAUAGCAGCUCCGAGGACAGCUUGGAAUCUAUCAUAUGUCACGCAUUACAAGACGAGUCGACGCAGGAACAACCUUGGAGCAAGGAGGAGAUCGAAGUAGCAUUAACGAAUCUUCCGGGAGGCAAGACAGCUUUAUCUCUGAUUCCUACUCUUCAUGGCGAUGCUCUACAAAAGGUUCUUGAAGAAUUUCAAUGUUUGACUCUCAACAAAAAUGAGGAUCGCAAGCAUCGCAUAUCAUUGUCCACGUUCGCAGAUGAAGUUAAGCAAAAGACUGCAUUGGUUGACGAAAAUAGAGCAGCGGCUACUACGACUCCGGGACAAUUACUUGCUGGAUGGCCGGAUACAUGUCUACUGAUUUCUAGCUGGCUAGGUCAUGUAGAAAUAGCUAAGGCUUUGUUAGACAAAGGCGUGCCAGUUUCUAUGACGGACAAUGAUGGAAGGACACCGCUACAUCUGGCAGCGUGCGCCACGUCCACGAAGAUCGUGGAGGAGCUAUUGAAACAUGGUGCUGAUCCAUGUAAGUGGGAUUUCGAGAAAAAAUGCACCCCCUUGCAUUGCGCUGCCGCAGCUGGUUGCGUUGCUACUGUUACAUGCUUAAUCAAGUCAGGCGCAGAUGUGGAUGCUAGAAGAAGUCCACUUUAUUACGCAGUACUGAACAAUGCUGUGGAUUGCGUCGAAACUCUAUUGCAAGCAGGUGCUUGUCCUAAUAAUCCACAGGUUUAUACAAAGAUGCCUCUACACGUGGCAGUUAGUUUGGGCAAUGUCCACUGCACCAAAUUGUUAUUGGAUCACGGCGCGGAUGUGACAAUGAAAAUGGCAAUCACAAAAUCGACGCCCCUACACUUGGCGGCAGAAGAGGGUAGCGCGGAAUGCACUAGAUUACUGUUGAACGCCGGUGCGAAGACCGAGAAAAGAAACUCGCGCGGUCAAACGGCGAUGCACUUGGCGACGCUGGCCCAAUCUGUAGAGACACUAGACAUGUUGAUUAGCGCUGGUGCAAAGGUGAAUGCAGAGGACAAUGAAGAACGCACCCCUCUACAUGCUGCGGUUGCAAGUGCCCGGAAAAGCAGCGAACUGGUCAAGACUUUAAUACAAGCAGGGGCAUCAAUUAACAAGGCGGACAAGUUCGGUUACACGCCGCUACACAUCGCGGCUUUAAACGAGAGCUCGUGUACGGUGAUGAUGUUGUUGUCAGAAGGUGGCGAUGUAACGGCGCGUACCAAAGGCGGCGUCACCGCACUUAGCUUCAUCAUACGCCGUACUCCGGAGGUGUUAUCGCAACUUGUGGAGCGUCUCGAUCAAGCAGUCUCGUUACAUGAUCACGAGCUGGGCGAUGUGGACUGUGAUCUUCGACUGGAUUUUCAACCAUUGGUUCCAUUGUACGGUCGUAACGAAAUGGACCUGAUGCUCUGCCUGAUGGAGGUCGGACAAGGUCACAUGCUAAAGCAUCCGUUAUGCGAGAGUUUUCUCUAUCUAAAAUGGAAGCGUAUUCGCAAAUUUUUCCUGCUCAGUCUUCUGUUCCAUUUAAUCUUUGUCGCCUUUUUCACCAGCUUCAUCUGCGCGACAUAUUUAUGGCACAAUGAACAGCUGAGCAGUGUCCUCUUCUGGCCAGUACUAGGUUUUACCUGCAUACUCGCGAGUAAAGAGCUCUUCCAAAUUACCUAUGGUAUUUGCUAUUAUACUAAAUGCUGGGAAAACUGGCUACAAUGGAGCGUGAUUGUGGCAUCCAGCAUUAUCUUGAUCCCUUCAGCGCGUCAAUGGCAAUAUCACGUUGCGGCCGUAGGUAUUCUGCUGGCCUGGAUCGAGCUGAUGAUGGUGAUCGGUCGUUUCCCCAUAUUUGGCAUUUAUGUACAAAUGUUUACGCGAGUGUCCAUUAAUUUCUUCAAAUUUCUUACAGCCUAUAUUUGUCUCAUAAUCGGCUUCUCUCUUAGCUUUAAUGUGCUGCACGACAAUUACAAGUCUUUCACUGAUCCGCUGAUCAGUCUGCUUAAGAUGGUGAUAAUGAUGUCCGGUGAGCUGGAAUUCGAGGAAGUUUUCUUCGAUAAAGAAGCGCCACUUAAGUAUCCUGGCACGGCGCAUCUUAUGCUUCUUUGCUUUGUUAUUUUGGUGACGGUGAUAUUAACGAAUCUAAUGGUUGGUCUGGCUGUGUCGGAUAUCCAAGAGUUACGUAGAUGCGCAGGUCUUGAACGAUUGGUGCGUCACGCCGAGGUAAUAGCUCGUUUCGAAAACAUGCUAUUCUCUAAAUUGAUUGAUUACACUCCCGCGUAUAAAAUAAUACAAGCGUGCAGGAAAAAUACGCGAUUGUUGCAUCCACCGCAUCAUUGUUCCCUCCAUAUUCGACCGAAUGAUCCGCGCGAAAAGCGUCUGCCACGAGAGCUCAUGCAAUCGUUGUAUCGUCUGGCCGGCGAGCAGAAAAUGCGACGAGCGACUUUCUGCAGCAGCAUAUCAUCAUUCGAAAACAUUACCACAAAUAAACCGAAUCAUGCGAGACUCAGCAGGAUGUACAGUAAUGACAGUAAUCAACAGCAACUGAACGAACUCGUGGCUGAGCUAAAGAAAUGUUCCCAUGACGUGGCCGAGCUAAAGAAAUGCUCCCACGACAUCAGUAUCAGGUUGGAUAGCUUGACGAACAAGAUAGAGAGUAUCGUCCAAGAUGCAGAUUUGACGAUAAUGCGGAUCCACAGAAAAAUAUCACUUUGUCGAGUUCCAUUAAGAAGAAGACUUCGAGAGAUUCUUCGGCAGUCGUUUGACACGAGAAACAACGCCAAGGAUAUAGAUUGUAAAAACAAAAGUUCUGUUAUGGAUGGAAACGUUAGUGGAAAGGACGAAUACGUGAAUAUUUCGCCCAGAACGAUACCAUAUCCGCGGACAUAUACCAGCUCCGAAAGCAGCUUGGAAUCUAUCAUAUGUUAUGACACAAGACGAGACGCAUCAAAAGACGAGCUGACGACGCGGAAACAACCUUGGAGCAAGGAGGAGAUCGAAGAAGCAUUAUCGAAACUUCCGGGAGGCGACAUAGCUUUAUCUGUGAUUCCUAUUCUUCAUGGCGAUGCUCUACAAAAGGUUCUGGAAGAAUUUCAAUAUGUGACUUUCAACAAAAAUGAGGAUCGCAAGCAUAACAUAUCGUUGGCUACGUCCGCAGAUGAAAUUGAGCAAGAGACUGUAUUGGCUGACGAAAAUAGAGCAGUGGAUACGACUCCGGUACAAUUACUCGUAGAAUGGCCGGAUACGUGUCUACUGAUUGCUAGCUGGCUAAGUCAUGUAGAAAUAGCUAAGGCUUUGUUAGACAAAGGCGCGCCAGUUUCUACGACGGACAAUGAUGGAAGGACACCGCUACAUCUGGCAGCAUGUACCACGUCCACGAAGAUCGUGGAGGAGCUACUGAAACAUGAUGCUGAUCCAUGUCAGUGGGAUUUCGAGAAGAAAUGUACCCCGUUGCAUUGCGCUGCCGCAGCUGGUUGCGUUGCUACUGUUAAAUGCUUGAUCAACUCAGGGGCACAUGUGAAUACUAAAAGAAGUCCACUUUAUUACGCCGUGCUGAACAAUGCUGUGGAUUGCGUCGAAACUCUACUGCUAGCAGGUGCUCGUCCUGAUAAACCACAGGUUUAUACAAAGACGCCUUUGCAUGUGGCGGUUAUUUUGGGCAAUAUCCAUUGCGUCAAAUUGUUGUUGGAUCACGGUGCGAAUGUGACCAUUCAAAUGAGAACAACGAAAUCGACACCUCUACACUUGGCGGCGGAAAAAGGUAAUGCGCGAUGCACUAAAUUACUGUUAGAUGCCGGCGCAAAGACUGAGACAAAAAACUCGAAUGGUCAAACGGCAAUGCACUUGGCAACGCUCGCCCAAUCUGUAGAGACGAUAAAGGAGUUGAUUAGAUUUGGCGCAAAGGUGGACGAAGAGGAUAAUGAAGGACGCACUCCUCUACAUGCUGCAGUUCCAAGGAAAAGCAGCGAACUGAUCAAGAUUUUAAUACAAGCAGGCGCAUCAGUUAAUAAAGCGGACAAAUUCGGUUUCACGCCGCUGCACAUCGCUGCUUUGAAUGAGAGCUCGCACACAGUGGAGAUGUUGUUGUCAAAAGGUGGCGAUGUAACGGCGCGUACUAAAAACGGCGUCACCGCUCUUAGCUUCAUCGUACAACGUACUCCGAAGGUGUUAUCGCAACUUGUGACGCGUCUCGAUCAAGCAGUCUCAUUAAACGAUCAUGAGCUUGGCGAUAUGGACUAUAAAUUGCGAGUGGAUUUUCGACCAUUGGUUCCAUUGAACUGUCGCAACGAAACGGAACUGAUGCUCUGUCUGGUGGAGGUCGGUCAAGGUCACAUACUAAAGCAUCCAUUGUGCGAGAGUUUUCUCCAUCUAAAAUGGAAGCGUAUUCGCAAGUUUUUCGUGCUCAAACUUCUGUUCCAUUUAAUCUUCGUCGCUUUCUUCACCGGCUUCGUCUGCGCGAGAUAUGCGUGGGACAAAAAAGAUGAGCAGCUGAGCGGAGUCCUCUUCUGGCCAGUAUUAACUAUUACAUGCUUAUCUGCAAGUAAAGAGAUCUUCCAAAUGACCUAUGGUAUUUACUAUUAUACUAAACGUUGGGAAAACUGGUUACAGUGGAGCGUGAUAGUGGCAUCCAGCCUCAUACUGAUUUCGCAUCAUACUGAUUCCCCGCAUCGAUGGCAAUAUCACGUUGCUGCCGUAGGUAUUCUACUGGCCUGGAUCGAGCUGAUGAUUGUGAUCGGUUGUUUUCCCACGUUUGGCCUCUAUGUGCAAAUGUUUACGCGAGUGUCCAUUAAUUUCUUCAAAUUUCUCAUAGCCUACUUUUGUCUCAUAAUCGGCUUCACUUUUAGUUUUAAUGUGCUACAUCGCAAUCACGAUUCCUUCGCUAAUCCGUUGAUCAGUCUGCUUAAGACGAUGGUUAUGAUGUCCGGUGAGCUGGAAUUCGAGGAUAUUUUCUUCAAGGAUAAAGAUGACAAAGAUAAAGAUGACAAAAAUAAAGAUAACAAAGAUAAAAAUGACAAAGAUAAAGAUGAGUCACUAGAGUAUCCUGGCACGGCGCAUGUUAUGCUUCUUUGCUUCCUUAUCCUGGUGACAGUGAUACUAAUGAAUCUAAUGAUUGGUUUGGCUGUGUCGGAUAUCCAGGAGUUACGUAGACGCGCGGGUUUCCAACGAUUGGUGCGUCAUGCCGAGGUAAUAGCUCGUUUCGAAAAUAUGCUGUUCUCUAAGUUGAUUGAUUACACUCAUCCGUGUAAAAUAAUACAAGCGUGCAGAAAGAAUACACUAUUGUUGUAUCCACCGGAUCGUUACACCCUGCAUAUUCGGCCGAAUAAUCCGCGUGAAAAGCGUCUGCCACGAGAGCUCAUUCAGUCGUUGUAUCGUUUGGCCAGUGAGCAGAAAAUGCGACGAAAAAUUUUUCGUGGCGGCGCGCCACAACCCCAAAACGUCGCGGCGAAUAAAUCGAAUUAUAUAAACAGGAUAUACAGCAAUGACGGUAAUCAACAGCAACUUGACGAACUGGUGGCCGAGCUAAACGAAUGUUCUCAUGAGAUCAGUAUCAGGUUGGAUAGCUUGACGAACAAGAUAGAGAGUAUCGCCCGAGAGCAGAUUUGACGAUGCAUUUAUAACAUUAUUAAUAUUGCCCAAUAUUCUAUCGUCGAACAUUUGAAUUGCUUUAAAAAAGGGAAAUUGGGACUCGGAUGGUCUAUCGAAACAGAAUCUAAAAUUCUAGGUAAAACGCAAAGAUGUGAUAUACUCAAGCAACUAACAAAUCGAAAAUAAUUAUAAAUGUCUUCAGAUGUAAAUUUUAACGAUCUAAUUUGUGAUAAUCCAAGAACAGUUGUGGAUUUAACGAAUCAUGUCAUUUCCAGUAUGAUUUAUA
This is a messenger RNA of Camponotus floridanus (Florida carpenter ant), 6221 nucleotides long. RefSeq lists its product as uncharacterized. Gene Ontology annotation, molecular function: monoatomic ion channel activity; protein binding. The transcript has 12 exons. Gene Ontology annotation, biological process: transmembrane transport; monoatomic ion transport. Lineage: Eukaryota; Metazoa; Arthropoda; Insecta; Hymenoptera; Formicidae. The coding region runs from base 224 to 5953 and encodes 1909 amino acids. The record is from RefSeq and is a predicted model, not a curated record. Gene Ontology annotation, cellular component: membrane.